GCGAAUCGCGCAGCCGCGCAAAAUCUCUUGUCAGUGUCAGUUGGUUCGUCGCGGCGAUUUGUCGCGUCGUUCUCAAGUGAAAAAUCAUUUCAAAAUACAACAUUUCUUUUUUCAUCGUCAUUUUGGAACACUUAUUGCGAAGGUGAAUUUACCGCUCAAUCCGGUGAUUAAACCUAACCACUUGAAUAACUGGAUUAACUGACAUUGAAUAUCUCGAAUUUUCUGGAACUUUCCGCCGCGGGGAAUAUUCUUUCGCAUUUAUUCCACAGUGAUUUCGGGUGAAUAUUUCCGAUAUAGUGACUCUUGAGAUAGCCAACGUCCAGUGAUUGUCAAUAAUUUUUCAUUUUUUAUUAAAAAAAAAUUUUUUUUGUUUCUUUACUUUUUCCCUUUUCGGGGGUUCAGGAGAAACUUGUUGAUUCAUUUAUUUGAAUUCUCGGAGGAUUAGCGGGCAUUUCAGUUUUUUGAAAAAUCUGGGCAUUUGGAGUGGCUCAAGAACAAUUUCGGUGGAAGUACUUAUUAGGAUUGUGUAAUUGAAGAGGAGAAAUAAACUGGGGGAAGGGGGCGUUUUUUUUGGUAAUCGCUCGAGUGGAGGGACUUCAAGUGGAAGAAGUAAUCAGUGGGUAAAAACUUGGAAAACGGUGUGAACGAUAGGUCAAAAACAUCCGGGAGGCUAGAACGAUAUUGUGGCUCCCUGGACAUUGGCGAGGAACGCCUACAACGGGUGGCGAUGAUGGAGUCUCUGUGCCAGAUUAAUGCCACCAAGAGCAUAAAGAACAGCACCAAGAAUUGUAUAAAAAAUGACAAUAACAACAAUAAUGCAACAAGUGGAAUUGGCGGUGGUGGCGGUGGGGGUGGUGGUGGCGGUGGUGGUGGUGGUGUGAACAACAGCAGCAAGUGUCACAGGGAUAGUUCUGAUUGUCCGAGUGAUCCACAACAGAGGUUGGCAGUUUUGAGUUUUGAACAGGUGCGAAGACUAAAUGAUGUUAUGAAUGAAGUCGUCAGUAUUCAUGGAAGAGGUAAUUUUCCAACGCUCGAGGUGAGACUGAGGGACUUGGUAACUGUUGUAAGGAGUAAAUUGGAAGAGGAUCCGAGCAAUGGUGGAGCUGGUAUGAGGGUGCGUGACAUUAGAUUGAAUGGCGGUGCUGCGUCCCAUGUACUAGCAACAGAAUCACAACCGUACAAUGAUCUUGAUCUCAUAUUUGCCGUUGAAUUGGGAAGUGGACGUAAUUAUGAUAAAAUCAAAGCUGCUGUACUUGGAUCGCUCUUUGAUCUUUUGCCGGAGGGUGUUAGCCGUAAACGCAUAACAACGUGCAGUCUCAAGGAAGCCUAUGUCAGUAAAAUGGUGAAGGUCAACAAUGAUGGGGACAGAUGGUCACUCAUAUCGUUGGGCAAUUCACGAGGCCACAGAAAUGUUGAACUCAAGUUUGUCGAUACAAUGAGACGACAGUUUGAAUUCUCAGUUGAUUCAUUUCAAAUAGUUCUUGACUCGUUACUACUCUUCUACGAGUGCAGCAAAUUGUCGAUUGGUGAAAAUUUCUACCCAACAGUUGUUGGCGAAUCUGUGUACGGUGAUUUUCAAGAGGCACUCUAUCAUUUACACAAGAAAUUGAUAUCGACGAGGCAUCCUGAGGAGAUAAGAGGUGGUGGAUUGCUGAAAUAUUGCAAUCUACUGGUUAAAAUGUACAAACCAUCCCAACCAGAUUACAUAAAGACACUCGAGAGAUACAUGUGCUCGAGAUUCUUCAUAGACUUUCCUGAUAUUAAUCAGCAACAAGCCAAGCUUGAAAAUUACCUGUGGAAUCAUUUUGUUGGACCAGAGGAGGAGGCGCUCAAGUACCAGUACCUGAUGUUGUUGCACAGUGUUGUUGAGGAGUCGACGGUGUGUUUGAUGGGUCACGAGAGACGACAGACACUUGCACUCAUAGAGAGUCUUGCCUUUCAGGUAUUGUGCCAGGAGCAACAACGACUCAAUAGCCAGCAACCACCAGCUGGCCCACCAGCUACUUACGUUUAUGCCAAUGGUUAUCCAAAUGCUGGCUUCUACUAUCCAGUCAUACCAACAGCGUGCUACACAUGCACCUGUACAUCUUGGAUGGCUUGCUCGUCGUGAUGUGAUACACUCGUCGUAACGACACCAACACUCUGUGCUGGAGACACUGCCAGUGCUUUCCUCAAUGAUAAUCAGUCCAAUUGCACUGGCGAUUGUUCAGCAACACUAACAUCAACAAUACGAUGCCGUCGACAAGUCAAUGGCCUCAGUGACGAUCUCAGUGACAGCCAUCAUCCUCUACAUCACCAUUAUCAUCAUCAUCAUAUACACCAUUACCACCACUAUUACCAUAACAAUUAUCAGAAUCAUCAAGGCAACGUCGUCAACGACGAUGACGGAGACAAAGACUACGACGACUGCCGUCGUUUACCGAUACGCAGUUGACACCACUCACUCGCACGCCAUUUUUCAACUUAUCCAUCGUACGAGCUCGACUGAAUUUCCAUUAUUAUCGUUCUUUCUUGCUCUUUUUGUUUUUCAUUCGUUUGAUUGUUCUUCUCUCGAUCCUUCAUUUUUCGUGAGAGAUUCACAGAGAGGAGGAAUUUCGUCAAGAUGAUGUUAAUGUUCUGUGCCAGGACCAUUGGCUCCGCCAAGCCUUCCCAUUUGACGCGUGUGUCGUGUGCCCUCGGACUCUUUUUUUUUUCUUUUUCUUAAUUCUCAUCUACAUCUUUUGCCUCUAUUUCGGAGGAAUCUACUCAAUUUAUGAUGCUUUCGAGACGCCGGAAUGCUUAUUGGUUUUCGAGGAGGGAUAACGUUUGGAAACUAGUGCUGUGCCUAAUUAUUGGGGAGAUUCGGGAGUGUCCAACGUAGUGAAAUAAAAUGAAAGUAAGGACAAUACAAUUUAUUAAUAUGUCGAGUAAGUGUGGGGAUGUUCGGUCGAUGUAUAUUAUCAAAGCAAUGAAAUAUCAUGGACAUCCAUUAGGAUAAAAUCUUUAUUUUUAAACAAUGAAAAUUAAUGUGGAGAGAUGAACACGUCAUUCCGUGGAGCGGUCUUUAUUAAUCUGGUUUGCUCGACUGCUCAUGCACCAAGCGGCAUAAAAUACAAGAAAAUUCGUAUGCCAAGAGACGUUUUAAUGGUUGGACCAAGAGAAGAUUUGCGCUGUUGUAUUCAGAAUUAUAUGAAAGAUGAGGUCUUUUUCUUUUCGCGCUGUAAAUUAUAAGGAGACAAAUUGAAGAAUUGAAAAAAUUAUGAAAGAAGAAAAAAAAUUAAAAAAUACGGCAUUUAUGAGAUAAUAAUGUUUUUUCCUAACUCAGUGAAGUAAAUCUUUUUCGAUGGCGAGGAAUUGCUUUACAUAAUACAUAAAUAGAAUGAUAAAUAUAUAUAUUAAUGUGUGGCUGUGAUCACAUUUCAUUUAGGGAAUCUAUGUUGUAAGACUAACUGAAGAAUGAUUUAAAAAAAAAAAUGAAAAAUCUAAAAAAUUAUUUCUGAGAAAAAUAUUAAUCAUUCACGUGCAGGGAUAUGCAUAAAAAAUCAAAUCUAUUUAGCGUGCUACUCCGACCAUGUGAUGAGUGAUAAACAGACGUGAUUCGCGUGCAUCUGAAUAGCAAACUCAAAAGAAGAAAAAAAAUACAAAAGAAUGAAAAGCCAACCAAGUCGAAAAAAUAAGUUUUUUCUGAAAAGGCAUGAUAUAUAUUCGCAAACUAAUCAUCUUCGCCUGAAGAAAAAGCUAAAGCUUUCGUCGGUGGCUGAUGACAGCCAGCACAAGUGAUAAAAAAAGAGUGCAAAUGUCGGAACAGUACCGUUCAAAUGAAACAAGGAAUCUAGAGGGAAAAAUAAUUAAUCGUAGCAAAAAAAAACAUAAUUAAUGCAUCGAUGGUGCAUGGAGGUGAAACAAUAAAUCCGGUGAGACGGCGUGCGUGUGUUAAUCAAGCUUUCCUAUAGAGACCUCCUAGUCUCCCGUAGAAACGCUUGCAUAACUUUCUUUAUUAGAUACCGUAAUUAUUUAAUACCGAGAACCAACCCAUGCGAGCACGAUACAAAUGGAUUGGUAAGAAAAUAAGAAAGAAAUAAGAACAUGCCAAGUUUAAUCCGAUAUCUCACAGAGAGAGGAGGGAAGAGGAAAAUAGAUGUGUGAUAUGGAGUUUAAAAAAAAAACACUUAUGACCACAAAAACCACGGAUAGUUGCAUGUUAAAGAGUUACAGAUACAGAGUAAGAAAAAGAAAAAAUAAUGGAAUCACGAUCUACUGGUUUCAGUUCGAUGUCGGCUUGUGACCCCGUUUGUCGACUUUUAUAGCAAAUCUAUUAAUCGUAAAAAUGGCGUACAGCCUCUCCCCUUCUCUCUAUUUAUUUUAUCAGAGAAAACAACAACUCUUCACCUUCCUUGUUUAUUUCUUUAUUAUCAACCUUUCCUCCCUCCCCAACUUCUCUUGUCACUUUUCCUUUCGCGUUCGAUCGGUGAGCGAAAGUCAAAUCCCAAUCUAAAGCCAGCAAACUGGUUUUUCAUGGUGUAUGUACUAAUGCUAAAGAGCAAGACGUGAUUUUAAAUAGUACGCGCCCAUCGCCCCUUUGUACUUAUGUGUAUUAUAGAGAUAAUGAAAUUUAUUUAAAAAUCAAGGGUCAGAGAGGCUAGUUGUACAUAGGUUGUGUAAAUUCAUCGUCAUUUUAAUGGUUAAUUACCUUGAUUUAUUCUUUUAUUCGGGGAUCUGUCUAAAGCUGCGGUUCAUUUUCAAUAAUUUUUCUUUUUUAAUUGUGUUGAGAAAUUGGCUAAUCAAUUAAUGCACUUCGUCAGUGUAUUGUUUUUCCGUCUAAGUUUCUAAGUUUCGCCUCUAACUUUAACCGAAUGUUGAGAGUGAAAAGAGAUGACACGGGGUAAUCGAAUUUAUUUAGUUUAUUUCUCUUGCUUGUUAUGUUCCGUACAUUCGGGGUAAUGUGUAGAAUUUCGUAAUAUCUUUAAAUAAUGUGCAUGUAUGUUUAGUUAUUUGAUUAAUCAACUGUGGAUGGAGAUCAAUUUGCUUUCCUAUUUUUCAUCAAAGAUCAUCAACGCGGCGAAUCCUCAACCCUCCGAUGCAUGUUAGCGAUUAAAUUCACGUGCGUAUGCAUUAAAUUGCUCCCGUACUCGUAUUAAUAACAAAAUAAUGUGAAAGCAAACGACUGCUGCUGGUUACAAAACGGAUGAUAAACUCCGUCGACCCUCAGGAAAUCAAAUCAUGACGGUUAGUUAGUUUUUGUUUUUCAAUUAAGUAAUACGCAAUUAUUUAUUCUGCGCGUACUGUCAACCAUCGGCGGGGCGAAUUGGCCAAUCACGUUUUGCAAAUUUUUUAUUGAGGAUUUGAAAAAUCACUGACCCUCCCCUCACCUGCCACACGGGAAAAUAUUCCUGGAUAAAAUUACACCGACAGUUAAUAAUUACGCAGCUCGAAAGGAAUUUUUAUUUUGGAAAAAAAACGUCAUUUUCACUAUCAUGUGCACGUGAAAGCAAAUAAAAAAACCAAUUUUGUUGGUAAGAAUUAGAAUAUUGUAGUGUAAUUUUUACCAGAAAAUUGUACUUUCAUUCUUUUGUAAAAUUAAAAUAAAAUUAGUAUUGCAAUGUUUUUUAUAUAAAUUAUGAUAUUUUUGUGGAAUUUUUACAAAAAAAAAAACGUUAUUUUCUGAAUAUAGAAAUUCCUUGAGAGUCAAUGCGUUACACAAUUACUAAACGUAUUGGUAAAUUUAACAAUAACUUUUUUCUGUACAUUUUCUUCUCAACUUCCACUUCUUAUCGUAAUAAAAAGCAAAUUCCUUUCCAAUCGCCUCUCGUUACACAAAGGACCGUACGUAUUACGAGUAGUGCGCAUGUCUAUGCCGAUAUUAAAUCAUAUCUGUAUCGAUGUAUUUGUAUACCGUACUAUAAACAAAACAGAAUUUAAUCGGGAAAAAUUGAAGUUAAGUAAAGAUUGAAUAACUGGAGAAAUCACUCGUAAUCACGCCGACAGAGUAAUGCAUAUAUUUUAUGAAAAUUAAUAAAACGUUUAAUAAAAUGAGUGAAAAAAAAAAUCGACACUAAUGAUUAUCUAUAUAUUAUGUGUAAUAUCUUACGAAUUAUGAUGUAAUACAUGGUAAUUGAUAGUACGACAGAUGUUGAUCAUGCAAAAUAUGUGAAAAAAAAAGAAAAAAAAAGAAUUCAUUAAAGUACGUAAAUGCAAAAAGAUAAAGGCAUGUACAAGACUAUCGUUUAGUGAUUAAGGAACUCUCUAUUGAAUGAAAAAUUAAAGAAAAAUUGUCAUGUAGAAUGACCAGUGAAUUCCAGAAAAAAAUCUCAUCCGUUGAGAGAAUACGAUAAUAGUACGAAAAAAAAAGAAGAAAAGUUAGAUGAAUAACUAACACAUGAGUAGUCGAUUAGAUUUGUUUGUUCCGGUGGUUCCCUCUUGCCAUACGAAACUUAGAUGCCAAAUACCAAUUGUUAAGAACUAAAAUACAAAUUGACUGAGAGGUAACAUUCAAGACUUGACAACACAGAAACCUGCUUAUUUUCUUUGUUUGAAAGUUUGAUGAAUUUAGAAAAAUUUAUAAAAUUUUGAAGGUUCGUUGCCUGCACGAGGGGGCCACGAGUGAGAACCUCGCGUUCCAAUUAGGGCUACUAAUUUUUACAUAAUUACAUGUACAUUUCUGGGCAACGCUCCGUCCGAAAGAAAAAAUCAAUAAAUCAAAAGAAUCAAAAAUGCUUUGAAUUACAGAGUGAUAAACACAGGGAACAUAGUGAGAUUAUUUAAAAUGUAUCGAGGGAGGAAAGACGUAAAACCGAGGCAUAAAUAAACGGCAGCGUCGCUCAUUAUCUGUAGUUCACGUGAGGCUCUCCUGUACUAAUACUUAAGAAACAAAUCAUGUAUUAUUUUCAAUUGUCAAUAUAUUUUCUCAUUUUUUAAUUCAACGUGAGACUGCAAUUAUUCUGUUUUCUUAUGUAGACUAUUCUUUCAAGUGUAAUUAAUAGAGAGUAAUGUGUAAAGAAUUGAAAACAUAAGAAUUUCUGUCUCUGUUUAUUUUUCGUUCUUUUUUUAUUAAUCGGUCGUUCUUCUUUUUUGUUUUUUUCUUUUUAUUUGGUUUGAAAAUGUUACAAUGGCACUAGAACUCGAUGUCGCACGCGAAUUUAUGAACUAAUAAUUCAACGAAUGAGAGGGAGAGGGGGUGAAGGCGAGCGGGAACGAGAAAAUGAAAAUACUUGACAUGUACACAACAGGGAUACACGUUUUUAACACAAAUGCAGACACAAAUGAAAAUAAACACGUGGGAAAAAAAUGAAACAAUAAGAAUAAAUAACACCGCUGCAGUGGAAGUAGUCACACGGACGUGAGAAAUACUGAAAACAAAAAAAAACUGAAAAAGAAAAAAAAAUGAAAUAUUAAAAAUUGUAAAACGAUAAUUGUUUCAUUAACAACUGAUGGUUUUAAUUGUAAUAUUAAUUAUUAUUUGUAAUAUUAAUAUUAAAUCAUAACCCGUUUGUACAUUAAGAUGAUAAAGAACAUUUUUAAAUGAAUAAAUAAACGUGGAUAAAUUAUCUGCGUAUGUACGAGAGAGAGAGAGUGUGCGAACGGAACAAGAGAGUUGAGCAUGCACGAGGAAGAGACCUGUCUAUUUUGAAAGUUUAAUAAUAAGAGGAAUGGUAAUUGAAUGCAUCUAAUGGGCGUUGAUCUGGUUAAUUUUUUUUAUUCCUCGAUGACUUGCCCAUUAAUAUAUAUUCCAAAAUGUAUAAACAAACAACAAAUCAUGUUAUAAGAAAUAUGCGUAAAAUAAAAAUAAUGUACACCCCAGAUUUCGAACCUUCUAA
Molecule: messenger RNA, 7793 nt
Organism: Fopius arisanus
Lineage: Eukaryota; Metazoa; Arthropoda; Insecta; Hymenoptera; Braconidae
Product: protein FAM46C
Exons: 2
Coding region: 728-2110 (460 amino acids)
Biological process (GO): mRNA stabilization
Molecular function (GO): RNA binding; poly(A) RNA polymerase activity
Source: RefSeq, a predicted model, not a curated record